Messenger RNA from Ilex paraguariensis (yerba mate), 781 nucleotides. The record is from the annotation of a GenBank genome assembly. Lineage: Eukaryota; Viridiplantae; Streptophyta; Magnoliopsida; Aquifoliales; Aquifoliaceae.
AGAAUAUCCCAAAACAUAUCCAUGUGCCAUGACCGUGUAUCAAUGGGCGUCUACACACUGAUUUUUCUAACACCACUCAAAAUUCUUCUCUCUCUCUCUCUCUCUCCUCUGUGUGUGUGUAUAUAUAGAUAUCCACCUUCCCUCUUCAUUUGCAUAGUGGCCAUAAAGAAAUAUACUGAGAAAAGAGAGAGGGUUCAAAGCAUGGCAGCAGUGGUUGAUGUGUGGAUGGGUGGGCUAGCCAAGCUGACAGAGAAGGUCCAGGCUAGAAAGCCAUUGUUCUUCAGAGCAAAAAGAAGAGAAGCUAUUGGUGAACAAGAAGAGAACAAAGGUACCAAAGAAGAAUCUUCUUCUUCUUCUUCUUCUGUCAUGCAAAAAUCAGUAGCAGCAGAGAAGAAAGAGAAUUCAAUGUCAGAAGCAACAGUAUUUUUGCUCAUGGACCGGUUUGCACCAUGCUGAUCAUCAAGAAAUCACAAAGAAAGAUUGCAAGAGCUUAUGUUUAUGUUGGUUGUGUGAAUACUUUUUAGAUUCAAAUGCUUAAAGCUUUGUCUCAAUUUUUUUUUUUAUCGGCUACAUGAAUUUUGUUUCGUUAUUAGGAGUCUUGUUUGAUCAUUAUGAUCUGUCAAACAUCAUACUUUAUAUUAGAAGACGACGACUAUGAUAUAUAUUUUUUUGGUUCAGAAGUUAAUUUUGAUCUUCUUCUAUUCCCCAUUUUACCGUUGAUAAGAAUUAUAUAAUUAGAUUGACAUAUAUUCUCACCCAAUUUCUUUGUUUAUUGCAAGGU